This is a messenger RNA of Scatophagus argus, 994 nucleotides long. It is a transcript of the gene ndufs3, whose product is annotated as NADH:ubiquinone oxidoreductase core subunit S3. NCBI's taxonomy places the organism in Eukaryota, Metazoa, Chordata, Actinopteri, Scatophagidae. The transcript has 7 exons. The record is from RefSeq and is a predicted model, not a curated record. Gene Ontology annotation, molecular function: NADH dehydrogenase (ubiquinone) activity. Bases 93 to 875 code for a protein of 260 amino acids.
GUAAUUAGGCUUCUCCUCCGACUCACCAGGGGGCGACAGAGCGCUAAGAGCUGCGUCUCUGCUCGGAGAAGAAGCACUACUGCAGAGCAAACAUGGCGGCAUCGCUAGUGCGGUUUGUCCGCGGAGGUCUUGGAAGGAGUUUUAACAUUGCAAAGACUUCGUGGCUCCUCCAGCAGCAGAACAGGCUGCAGAGCUCCACCACUGAGACCAGCCCCACCGUCAGGCCCAGGGAUGCAGUCACUCACAGCCAGCUGGCGGCGUUUGGGGAGUACGUGUCGGAGAUGAUGCCCAAAUAUAUCCAACAGGUUCAGGUGACCUGUUACAAUGAGCUUGAGGUGAUGAUCCACCCUGAUGGAGUGGUUCCUGUUCUGACCUUUCUGAAGGACCACACCAACGCGCAGUUCAGGAACAUGACUGACCUGACUGCUGUUGACAUCCCAACACGGCAGAACCGCUUUGAGAUCGUGUACAACCUGCUGUCACUACACUACAACUCUCGCAUUCGUGUCAAGACGUACACAGACGAGUUAACGCCGGUGGACUCUGCGGUGCCGGUCCACAUCGCUGCCAACUGGUACGAGAGGGAGGUGUGGGACAUGUUUGGUGUGUUCUUCGCCGACCAUCCAGACCUGAGGCGUAUUCUGACCGACUACGGCUUCGAGGGUCACCCCUUCAGGAAGGACUUCCCCCUCUCGGGAUACGUGGAGGUGCGUUACGAUGACGAGUUGAAGCGCGUGGUGGCCGAGCCUGUCGAGCUGUCGCAGGAGUUCAGGAAGUUCGACCUGAACACGCCCUGGGAGGUGUUCCCCGCCCACCGAGAGCCCAAAGAGGCGGCACCCAAGCUGGAGGCGGGUGAGACCCCUGAGAAGAAAUGAUGUCCCUCGGUUUCAUCUCUCUGUUCUGUCCCCUCGUGUCGUUUUGGGAUUCCCAGCACCCUGAGCAAACCUGAAAUAUUUAUGUAAAUAAAAGAACUAAUAAAACAAACCUCAAAACA